CAGAACCUCAACCCAAGAGAGGCUUCAUUGUCACAGAUUUCCUCUUCGAGAACUUCAGCCUGAUUGUUGAGCCUUUGGGGGAAAGGUCUUUGUUAAUUGAAGAGGGUAGGAGUGACACCCAUGGCUAUGAAGACCACCAUCCUGCUUAUGUGCCUGUGGGGACUUUCCUGUGCUCUGCCAGUAGCCAGGUAUCAAAAUACUGAAUCCAAGAGCUCUGAAGAAUGGAAGAGUCAUUUGGCUCAGACACCAACACCACCUUUGGAGAGCAGUGAGUCAUCAGAAGAAAGUAAACUUAGCUCAGAGGAACAGGCAAAUGAAGACCCCAGUGACAGCACAGAAUCUGAGGAGGUCCUGGGCCCUGAUGGUCAGCAACACGUUCAUAGACCAGCUGGCGGCCUCUCUCGGAGGGGAGGAAGCCAAGGCGAUAAUAAAGAUGAUGAUGAAGACGAGAGCGGAGAUGACACCUUUGGGGAUGAUGACGGUGGCCCAGGACCCGAAGAGAGACGAUCAGGAGGGGACUCCAGGCUUGGAAGCGAUGAAGACUCAGCUGACACCACAGGAUCCAGGGAAGACAGCGCCCCACAAGGGGAUGAGGGGGCCCACGAUACCACCAGCGAGAGCAGGGACCUGGACCGUGAGGAUGAGGGGGACAGCAGGCCCGAGGGCGGUAACUCCACUCCAGACAGCGAGAGUGAGGAGCACUGGGUGGGAGGCGGCAGUGAGGGGGACAGCAGCCACGGGGAUGGCUCUGAGUUCGACGAUGAAGGGAUGCAGAGCGAUGACCCGGGCGCCUACAGGAGCGAGAGGGGCAACUCCCGAAUAAGCGGUGCCGGCUUCGAGUCAAGAGAAUCGAAAGGGGACGAUGAGGAGCAGGCAAGCACCCAGGAUUCCCAUGAGAGCCCAGCAGCCGCGUACCCCCGCAGGAAGUUCUUCAGGAAGUCUCGCCUUCCUGAGGAAGAUGGCAGAGGGGAGCUUGACGAUAGCCGCACGACGGAAGUCAUGAGUGACUCCGAAAACCCCGACUCCAAAGAAGCCGGCCUCGGCCAAUCCAGGGAACACGGCAAGAGUGAGUCUCGACAAGAGAGUGAGGAGAACCGGUCCCCGGAAGACAGUCAGGAUGUCCAAGACCCCAGCAGCGAGUCUAGUCAGGAGGUCGACCUGCCUUCUCAAGAAAACAGUAGCGAAUCUCAGGAAGAGGCGCUCCAUGAGUCCAGGGGUGACAACCCCGACAACGCCACCAGUCACUCCAGGGAACAUCAGGCAGAUAGUGAGUCCAGUGAGGAGGACGUGUUGGAUAAGCCCUCCGAUUCAGAGAGCACAUCCACAGAGGAACAGGCUGACAGUGAAUCCGACGAGAGCCUCAGGUCCUCGGAGGAGAGCCCAGAGUCCACUGAAGAGCAGAACAGUUCCAGCCAGGAGGGCGCCCAGGCCCAGAGCCGGAGCCAGGAGAGCCCGUCUGAGGAGGACGAUGGUAGCGAUUCCCAGGACAGCAGCAGAUCGAAAGAAGACAGCAACUCGACCGAGAGCGUGUCAAGCAGCGAGGAAGAGGCCCUAGCCAAAAACACUGAGGUAGAAAGCAGAAAAUUAACAGUCGAUGCUUACCACAACAAACCCAUUGGAGAUCAGGAUGACAAUGAUUGCCAAGAUGGCUACUAGCAUGGGCGUGCCUGAGCGCCUCUCACAGACAGGCUUCCCAGAGGCUGGAGACUAGGGAAAAUCAUAACUGUAAUUUAUUGACGUUUGUAUCAGAAGAAUAGCCUAAGGCCAUUUCUUUCUGAAAGGAAAUGCUCGAUGUUAUACUUGUUUGUGUCUAGGAUGUCAUCAAACCAUAGAGGUUUCAAAAAUGGGAAAUGUCACUAGAACACCCUCCGUGAGAGACCUGAAGCAAGGAAAGAUACGCAUUGUUGCUUCACAGCCGAAAUAGUCCCUAACUCAUUAACCUAACGCACAGUUACACACGUUGUGCUAUGUACCAGGCACUGCGCUGGGUGGGGAGGAGGUCAAGAAGCUUAAAGACUUGUCGCUUGCUCCUGAGGAGAAGGUUUUGUUGUUGUUCAGUCUCUAAGUCGUGUCCAUCUCUUUCUGACUCAUGGACUGCAGCACGCCAGGCUCCUCUGUCCUCUACUAACUCCCGGAGUUUGCUCAAAUUCAUGUCCAUUGAGUCAGUGAUGCCAUAUAACCGUUACAUCCUCUGUUGCCCACUUCUUGUGCCUUCAAUCUUUCCCAACAUCAGGGUCUUUUCUGAUGAGUGGGCUCUCCACAUCAGGUGGCCAAAGUAUUGGAGUUUCAGCUUCAGCAUCAGUCCUUCCAAUGAAUAUUCAGGAUUGAUUUCCUUUAGAAUUGACUGGUUUGAUCUCUGAGAAGCUUAUAGAGGGAUAAAUAAAGCUGAAAAAGGACAAAUAUGACAAAAGCAAGAAUUAUUACAAUCCAGUGUGGUGAGCGCUAUUAACACAGAUAUGAACAAAACACAUGGAUUCACAGAAGAGGGCACACUUUGCCUUAAGAAUUAGAGAGGGCUUCACAGCAGGAAAGACACUGGAGUCAGAACGUUGCAUAGGAUUUCUCCAUUUAAGGCUAGACAAUUCUAUUUAUCCUUGGUAUCAGCAAUAGAAAAUCCUGUAUGAAUAAACAUUUAGUUUGUGAAAAUGUUUUCAAAUUAUGGCACAGUAAUGUGUUUCAGAUAAGCAAAAAUUCUUUUUUCAAUUAAUUAACCCUUUUUGAUUUUUUCUUUUUGUGUGUGUGUGUAUAUGUGUGUGUGUGAGACUCCCAUGAGCGUCACCUCCCUGACCACUGGUGGUGAUAUGGAGGACUGGGUAGGGGAGGGUGGAAAAAUGAAAUUCCUCUUUAAAUAGACAACUAUCAGCUUAAUUUUUUUUCUAAGAUCAAUCUAAGUGUUGCACAUAGCAAAAUUGUGUGUAUAGAAUUCAAUUGAUUUUUGCCUAAUACACUUUGAAAUGUUACCUCAACCUAAAAUAUUUGUUUUGUAAUAAAGAUUAUAAUAUCCAGAAA
Capra hircus (goat) is the source of this 3009-nucleotide messenger RNA. RefSeq names its product dentin matrix acidic phosphoprotein 1 (gene DMP1). Lineage: Eukaryota; Metazoa; Chordata; Mammalia; Artiodactyla; Bovidae. Gene Ontology annotation, cellular component: extracellular matrix. Gene Ontology annotation, molecular function: extracellular matrix binding. Gene Ontology annotation, biological process: extracellular matrix organization; ossification. The record is from RefSeq and is a predicted model, not a curated record.